This is a messenger RNA of Eurytemora carolleeae, 2913 nucleotides long. Its product is annotated as kin of IRRE-like protein 3. The coding region runs from base 727 to 2844 and encodes 705 amino acids. Lineage: Eukaryota; Metazoa; Arthropoda; Copepoda; Calanoida; Temoridae. The record is from RefSeq and is a predicted model, not a curated record. Gene Ontology annotation, molecular function: cell adhesion molecule binding. The transcript is spliced from 5 exons. Gene Ontology annotation, biological process: cell-cell adhesion. Gene Ontology annotation, cellular component: cell-cell junction.
GUCCGCGUAACGGCGGAAGUUUCUCAAUGUAUAAACACAACUGCAGAUUAUAUCUGAGCUCAGUUGUGUAGAGAGCUAGCCACAAGAUCCAACCUUAAUUAUAUAUGACAGUCGAUCAUUGGUUUGAUAACUAGUUAGGGUGGCAGAAACAAGUUUAGAUUAGGGGGGGUGAAGUUAUCAUAUUAGAUAAGGGACAGGAAACCUUUGUGAUCAAGAUACUGCAAACCCCGGACCUUCCUUUAGUAGACCAUCAGUUAUCCAUCAAACCUCACCCCCUGCUAUAGGCUGCCGUUCUGUAGAGAUGUAGCGACAUGUAAUCUGUGAAACUUUGUAGACUGUAGUAGCUGAAACACGGUCUGAGAUUACAAUAAGCUCUGUAGCUGUUUAACUGCGAAGCUGCUCGGCUGUACAUUGGCUGCUUACGUUGUGUAGUUUCUAACUUGUGUGAAGCUGCAAAGCUGUGCUGCUGCUUAGAUGUAUAGCAGCUAAGCUGUGUAGCGGCUAAUCUGUGUAGCUGCCUAGCUAAACUAUGUGCAGCUGCCUAGCUAAAUUAUGUGCAGCUGCCAAGCUAGCCUGUUAGCUGCUAAGCUAGCUGUUUAGCUGCUAAGCUAGCUGUUUAGCUGCUAAGCUAGCUGUGUAGAUGUGAUAUUGAAUGGAGAAGAGGAAACGAUGAGUUGUAGUUGGAGAGAUGAAUGAGAUGAAUAAACCGGAAGAGGAAGGAUCGAAAUGAAAAGUUUAAAAAUCAGGAAAAAUUUAUUGAGAAUUUGUCAUAUCAUUGGAAUCCUCCUUGUUCCUAGAAUAUCCGCUAAACAGUUCUUUAAACAAGAACCACAGUAUACCGAGGUGAACCCCGGAGGAACGGUGGUUCUAGAUUGUGUGGUUGCGGAGAAGAAUCGGAACUCUGAAUGUAUCUGGCAACAUGAUGGGCUUCCAGUUCUUAUCCAGAACGGAAAGUACGAAUGGUCUGGAACCCGUGAAGCAGGAGACUGUUCCCUCCGUAUACUCCGAGCUAACAUUGUUUACGAUGACGGGGACUGGGAGUGUCAGGUGACGAGGUCCUCCUACGAGGCCGGGGAUGGACUCAGCAGUCCGACCUCGAAGCUCGUGGUGAGACAGCCUCCGAGUGAUCCGAAGAUAUUUAAAGGAGAGGAAAUGAUCUCACUACAAAAAGUAUCAGUUGAGUCUGGGAAACAAGAAACCUUGAAAUGUGAAUCUCGAGGUGGGAACCCUGCUCCUCUGAUUAUCUGGUACUUGGAUAACCUGGAGGUUUCCUCUAACCAGAGAAACGAGACGGAGCUUGGAUCUAGUAAACGAUGGACGGUUAUCAGUACCUUGGAGUAUACGUUUAGAAGGGAGGAUAACGGGAAGGUUGUGAGGUGUACAGUGCAUCAUGAAGCUUUGACAAGGAAGGUUCGGGAGCAAAGUGUUCUCCUAGAUAUCCAGUAUCCUCCUAGUAUCAGAUUGGAGAGAUCUCCGGACUCUAUAGAGGUUGAGGACGGAGUUGAUACGGUUGUCCUCAUGUGUAUUGCGGACGGGAAUCCAAAACCUGAUAUAGUCUGGAGAAAACUUGGACAAUCCUCGAUAUUUAGAAUUGAAGACAAGCUAAAGUUUGACCCGGUUCGGUUAUCCGAUAGUGGAUCUUAUAUUUGCCUCGCUAGGAACGAUCUUGGGGCCAGCGACGAAAUUUCAGCAAACAUUGAGGUUCGGUUUCCCCCUAGGAACGUGAUUACCAAACCUGCUGACUUUGUUGAUCUUGAAGUCGGAGCAAGGCACGUAUUUAACUGUGAAGCAGAAGGGUUUCCUGCUCCGGAUUAUGAAUGGAUGCAAAAAGUUGAUGAGCGUGGGAGUGAAACAAUGGCUGUUAAACUCGGAGCAGGAAGAGAAAUAGUUAUUGAAAAUGUAACCUACGAACACGAAGGGUUAUGGAGAUGUUUAGCUCAUAAUACUAUAAAGGGAGACAGGAGACAAGAACAGAGUCCGGUUCUCAGGGUUGGAGUUUCAGGGAAACCUCUCCUUUACUCCGGUCUAGAGCCUGAGCUACGGAGUCUUCAUCAGGCCAGGUUGAAGGAGAACGCGGAGAUGAAGAUUGGUUUCUGUUCCGAUCCUCCUCCUAGUAGGGUUAGAUGGGAGUGGGGGAGUGUACAACUGGAGCAAGGAGGAACCAGGGGAAGAAUAUCUGUCGCUGAUCUUAAACCUUCAGAGCGCAAGGAUUGUUAUACUAGUACUAUAACCUUUAACCCUGUGACAUCUGAAGAUGCAAGAACGUAUUAUCUUGUGGCUGAGAAUGAGCGAGGAGAAUUGAGAAACGGAGUUAAACUUACUGUAACGGAUCCUAUAUCCAUGGGAGCAGUGAUUGGUAUAGCAGUGAGUUGUCUGGUUCUCAUCUCCUUUCUCCUGGUCUGUAUAGUUUGUAGUAGGAAGCAUAGAUCCUGCUGCUUCAAGGAUACAGGAACCUUCCAACCUCAGGAUAUCAGGAUAGAGAGAAGGAUUGAAGAUGACGAGAGAAGUGUGGAUCAUCUAGAGAUAAUCCCGUCCAACAAUAAUCAAGGUUUCUCUACAAACAACGGAUUAGGGCAGGAAGUGACAUACAAGGGUCAUGCUGGGGUGGGACGACCCGUUCCUGCUCCGUUCUGCACAUCUACUCCGUCCUAUCUUUACUCUUCCCCGAGAAGAGAAGAAUUGAUUCAACCAAAGAAGGUUCGAGGAACUCCGACUAUGUACGCAGAUCUUCAGUUCCCAACCAGUAGUAACUUCGGCUCCAUGAAGAGGAGGAGUAGGGAGAGAGAGACGGACUAUGUUAGGAUUAAAUUUAAUCCUCAUGUUGCGGAGAGAGCCGAGUUAUGACGAAAAUUUACAAAGCUUUGCACAUUUCAUUAUUACUUUUAAUGAUGUUUUGAAUAAAUGUUUAAAAAC